Molecule: messenger RNA, 3115 nt
Organism: Acanthopagrus latus (yellowfin seabream)
Lineage: Eukaryota; Metazoa; Chordata; Actinopteri; Spariformes; Sparidae
Gene: ddx23
Product: DEAD (Asp-Glu-Ala-Asp) box polypeptide 23
Exons: 17
Coding region: 148-2568 (806 amino acids)
Biological process (GO): mRNA splicing, via spliceosome
Cellular component (GO): catalytic step 2 spliceosome
Molecular function (GO): RNA binding; RNA helicase activity; ATP binding
Source: RefSeq, a predicted model, not a curated record
UGGCGCCGUCUUCGGUCUGUUUGGACCGCUCAGCACUACGACUCCCAGAAACCCUUGCGGUCUUUCGCUUGUGCCGUUCGAUAAUAUGGCGUCUGCUUGAAAGCGCACAGAAAACGCAGUGUUUGUUGACAAGUCACCUAAUUUAAGAUGGCAGCUGACUCCACAGACAAGAAGGAUGCCGAAGCCUCUGCCACCAAAGACAGAGAGAGGAAACGCAGCCGGUCAAGGGAGCGGGAACGUAAAACAUCACCUUCACGCGCCCGCCAUCGUUCUCGUGAACGAAAGCGCUCCAAAUCCCCAGAAAGAGACAGACGCAUGAAAGACAAGGAUAGAGACAAAGAGCGUGACAGAGAUAAGGACCGAGACAGGGGCCGAAAGGACAGGGACGGCCAUCGACGUGAUAAAGAUCGUGGCAAGAAGUCCAGAAGUCCCUCUCCCAGAUCAAAGGAUGGCAAAGGGAAGAGAGAUAGGGAUAUAAAAACAGAGGAGGAAGAAGAUGAAAAAAAGAAAAAAGAGAAGGUCCAACCUUUGUCUUUGGAGGAGCUUCUUGCCAAGAAGAAGGCAGAAGAGGAAGCAGAGGCAAAGCCCAAGUUCCUUUCAAAGGAAGAGCGAGAGGCCGAGGCUCUGAAACGGAGGGAGCUACAGACGGAGGACAGGAGGAGGAUGUUGGAAGAGGAGAGAAAGAAAAGAAGGAUGUUCCAGGACAUGGGCAGAAAAAUGAUGGAGGACCCCCAGGAGAGGGAGAGACGAGAGCGAAGAGAGCGAAUGGAACGAGAGAACAACGGGAAUGAAGACGACGAUGGACGACAGAAGCUCAGAGAGGAGAAGGAUAAAAGCAAAGAGCUCCACGCUAUCAAGGAACGUUACCUGGGCGGGCUCAAGAAACGUCGGAGAACUCGUCAUUUGAAUGACAGGAAGUUUGUGUUUGAGUGGGAUGCUUCUGAAGACACGUCAGUCGACUACAACCCAAUUUACAAAGAAAAACAUCAGGUUCAGCUUUACGGACGAGGCUUCAUCGCUGGUAUCGACUUGAAGCAGCAGAAGAGAGAGCAGUCGCGGUUUUAUGGCGACCUGAUGGAAAAGAGGAGAACACUGGAGGAGAAGGAGCAGGAAGAGGUAAGACUGAAGAAGAUGCGCAAGAAGGAGGCAAAGCAGCGCUGGGACGACAGACAUUGGUCUCAGAAGAAGCUGGAGGAGAUGACGGACAGAGACUGGCGUAUCUUCAGAGAAGACUACAGCAUCACCACCAAGGGAGGAAAGAUCCCGAACCCCAUCAGGAACUGGAAGGAGUAUUCGCUGCCUGCACACAUCCUGGAGGUCAUCGACAAAUGUGGAUACAAGGAUCCAACACCUAUCCAGCGGCAGGCCAUUCCUAUUGGUUUACAGAACCGUGAUAUCAUUGGUGUUGCCGAGACUGGUAGCGGUAAAACGGCUGCUUUCCUGAUUCCACUGCUGGUCUGGAUUACCACCCUGCCAAAAAUUGAUAGGAUUGAAGACUCUGAUCAGGGUCCAUAUGCUGUGAUCUUGGCCCCGACUCGUGAGUUGGCGCAGCAGAUUGAAGAGGAGACCAUAAAGUUUGGUAAACCGCUUGGCAUCCGCACGGUGGCUGUGAUUGGUGGAAUCUCCAGAGAGGACCAGGGCUUCCGUCUCAGGAUGGGCUGUGAGAUUGUGAUUGCCACCCCCGGACGUCUGAUCGAUGUGCUGGAGAACCGGUACCUGGUCCUGGGUCGCUGCACGUAUGUUGUCCUUGAUGAGGCUGAUCGUAUGAUUGACAUGGGCUUCGAGCCCGAUGUCCAAAAGAUUCUGGAGUACAUCCCGGUGACCAAUCAGAAACCUGACACCGAGGAGGCGGAGGACCCUGAGAAGAUGAUGAUGAACUUUGAAUCUGGAAAACAUAAAUACAGACAAACGGUCAUGUUCACAGCUACUAUGCCUCCAGCUGUGGAGAGGCUGGCAAGGAGCUACCUGAGACGUCCAGCUGUGGUUUACAUCGGCUCUGCUGGUAAACCUCACGAGAGAGUCGAACAGAAGGUCCUGCUUAUGUCAGAGGGAGAGAAGAGGAAGAAGCUGCUGGAGGUGCUGUCGCAUGGCUUCGAGCCUCCUAUUAUCAUCUUCGUCAACCAGAAGAAGGGUUGUGACGUGCUGGCCAAGUCCCUGGAGAAAAUGGGGUACAAUGCUUGUACGCUGCACGGUGGAAAAGGCCAGGAACAGAGAGAGUUUGCACUCUCCAACCUCAAAGCAGGAGCCAAAGAUAUCCUUGUGGCCACAGACGUUGCUGGUCGUGGUAUCGAUAUCCACGACGUCUCCAUGGUACUUAAUUAUGACAUGGCCAAGAACAUCGAAGACUACAUCCAUCGUAUCGGUCGUACGGGUCGUGCUGGUAAGAGCGGUGUGGCUAUGACUUUCCUCACCAAAGAGGACUCAGCGGUGUUCUACGACUUGAAGCAGGCCAUCCUCGAGAGCCCCGUCUCCACCUGCCCCCCGGAGCUGACCAACCACCCGGACGCUCAGCACAAACCCGGAACCAUCCUGACCAAGAAGAGACGCGAGGAGACCAUCUUUGCCUGAUUUACCACACAGACUGGACUGAACACGCACCUGAGUUUCAGACUGUUUUAUCAUGUUUCACCUCCACAUUACAUUCAGGAUUCGAUCUGCAGAUGACUCUUUUGUUCUUUUUCCAUAUUGUGUCCCAUUCUGUCAGUCUGUUUUCGUCUUUUGGUAGAAAUGAACACAGAAACCCUCACCACACUGGUUUUGGGACUGUAACCUCAGUUCAAAGAUGUGUAAACAUGGACUCAGUGGUAGCUGUUUGUUUGCUUCUAUAAACUCCUGCCAGAUGCUGAUGAUGUAACUGAUCUGCACUGUAUAAAUGCUCCUCGUCAGUUAUCAGAUGUGAUGAAUAUCAGCUAGGAUGCAAGUGUAGAUGAGUAGUAAGUGCGAUGUUGUGCAUUUUUGUUAAUUUUCUGUCACCAUAUUUUGAGUUUCCUGACUUUAAAAGAGACCAAUGCCAGAAGUGACGACCAUUUCUUUUGCUUCACGUGCAAACUCUGACUAAAUCCAGUGUUUUAAAUAUAAACCUUUGUAUGAAGUGAAUACAGCAAAUUUGACAACA